UGUAAUGGAGAAAUGCAAGAGGAUAUCAAAAAGAAAAAAACUGUUGUUGGAGAAAGUUAAGAAAAGAAAGCAGAUAGUAAAAGGCAGUAAAAGAUAUAGAUCUACUGCUGAAAAUGUCGAAUUUCCAGAAGAGCCUCCUGCAGUCACUAAAUUCAGGCACUGGUGUACUACAACAGCAUCGAUAGCCAUUAGUGAUAAAGUGUAUAUUGGUGUUCAUGGCUCCUCUCAUGGCAUUGGAGUUUUUGCAAAGGAUAGGAUAAGGAAGGGAGAGGUGUUAGCAGUAAUACCAAGAUCAUCAACACUCUCCGCCGGUAAUUCAACAUUAUCUGAUCUUAUUAGUGCCAAUAUAAUUACGGAUAAUUCCUGGAUACCAUUGAUAAUCACCAUCAUGAACGAAUACUCAAUGAAAGAUGAGAGCUAUUGGUGUACCUACCUUAAUACAGUGCCUAACAAUACCUCAGUCUGCUCUCCUCCAUUACUGUGGAGCUCUGAAGAGAGGGAAAGGCUAUUAGGAGCUGAAACAGGAUUAUAUCAUCUGGUUGAUAGUGACAUGAAAAGAUUAAGAAAUGAUUAUUGUACAAUAAUAAAGCCGUUUAUGGAGACGCAUUUGCCUCGUGUUAAAAUUAGCGAAGAAAAAGUAAUUGAAAUUGCUUCCUUUAUAAUGUCAUAUAGUUUUACUGACCCAUAUAGCAAUGACGUGCUGUCUGAGACCAUGAUGAUACCUUUUGUUGAUUUGUUAAAUCAUAACCAUUGUCAUCAUGCUGAGCUCAAGUUUGGUAAUAAAGUACUGAAACUUAUUGCUACACGUUCUAUCAAUCCAGGAGAAGAAAUAAUGAAUACAUUUGGUACUUCUCUACCAAAUUAUAGUCUACUCCACACUCAUGGGUUUAUUGAUUUGAAUAAUCCAGUGGAUAAGGUAUGUAUUCCAUUAAAUUCUUUAAAAAGAGCAUUUUUCAUGAAAGGCGCUAACUGGAAAAGGAAGAUAUGGUCAGAACUAAUAGAUAAGGAUGAAUUUGAUGAGAUAUAUGAAGUUGAUUCGAAUGGAAUUCCUGAUCCUAGUUUAUUAAAGAUUAUUAAAUUAUUAUGCAGUAGAGGGACGUCAUUAGAAUUAAGAAAAAGAAUGCAAAGCAAAUUAUUACAAAAAUACAUUAAAAGGUGUUUAGCUAAUAUACCGGUGGUUUUUGCUAAGGAGCCAUCAUUGAAAGAAGAGUAUGUUAUGAAACUACACCAGCAGCUUAAUGAAUAUUUGAAUAAAUUAUUAUUAACAUCAUUUAUAAUGUAAUAUUUUUCAAUAAUAAAUAAUACUACAAUCACUCAAUAAUAAUAAUAAUUGGUUAUUAUUUUCUAAGCAAAGGG
Amphimedon queenslandica is the source of this 1356-nucleotide messenger RNA. RefSeq names its product N-lysine methyltransferase setd6-like. The transcript has 9 exons. The coding region runs from base 5 to 1282 and encodes 425 amino acids. Lineage: Eukaryota; Metazoa; Porifera; Demospongiae; Haplosclerida; Niphatidae. Gene Ontology annotation, molecular function: protein binding; protein-lysine N-methyltransferase activity. The record is from RefSeq and is a predicted model, not a curated record. Gene Ontology annotation, biological process: peptidyl-lysine monomethylation. Gene Ontology annotation, cellular component: nucleus.